AUGGGAGACACCGUUGGAACUCCCUUCUCGUUAGAUAAUAAUUCCUCAACCUUUUCUGGUUGGGCCAGAGAAGCAAUUUUUUGUUGCGAUAAACCCCAACUUGGGUUCCGUUUGGGGUUCCUCGGAGGCGGGUUCCUUGUUUGGAAACUCCGUUUCUUGGUCCUGAACGGGGAACUCCAAAACCUACAAGCCAGCGACGAGGAUCUGUACGGCGCGGAUCUCCACCUUCAAUAUAUAUCAACGCUGCCUGAAACGAAUUCGCAAUCUUUAGAACAAAAA
Messenger RNA from Sphenostylis stenocarpa, 279 nucleotides. The record is from the annotation of a GenBank genome assembly. NCBI's taxonomy places the organism in Eukaryota, Viridiplantae, Streptophyta, Magnoliopsida, Fabales, Fabaceae.